AUGUCAUCUGCACAUGAAGCUGCUAAUGCUUUACCAUCGAAUUUUGAUUUGGGUGGUUUAUCAAAUGCAUUCAAUAAUCCAGCACAAGUGUUUAGUAUGUUAGACAAAAAUAAUGAUGGACGUAUAACAAAACAAGAUUUAGCACAAGUAUUAGAACAAUUUGGAGUUAAUGGUAUGGCAGCUAAAGUAUUAUCAUCAUAUCUUUUUAAACAAUUAGAUGCUAAUGAUAAUGGAACUAUUGAACCAAGUGAUCUUGUACAUGCUAAUGGAAUUUUAAAUAAUUUAUUAAAUAUGAAACAAAGUGGGGGCUAUUAA
Messenger RNA from Rotaria sp. Silwood1, 315 nucleotides. The record is from the annotation of a GenBank genome assembly. Lineage: Eukaryota; Metazoa; Rotifera; Eurotatoria; Philodinida; Philodinidae.